Molecule: messenger RNA, 1421 nt
Organism: Alexandromys fortis (reed vole)
Lineage: Eukaryota; Metazoa; Chordata; Mammalia; Rodentia; Cricetidae
Gene: Akirin2
Product: akirin 2
Exons: 5
Coding region: 134-739 (201 amino acids)
Biological process (GO): positive regulation of innate immune response; positive regulation of transcription by RNA polymerase II
Cellular component (GO): chromatin; nucleus
Molecular function (GO): transcription coregulator activity
Source: RefSeq, a predicted model, not a curated record
GCCUCGCGCCUCGCCCACCUGCCCUGCCGCGGCCCAGCCGUCCCGGGCCCCACACCCACCGGGCGCAUCCGAGGGCCCUCCUGCCCCCGUCCUUCCCGGCCCCGCCCGAGCCGGGCCUCGGCUGCCCGCCGCCAUGGCGUGCGGAGCCACUCUGAAAAGGACUCUGGAUUUCGAUCCUCUGCUGAGCCCCGCGUCUCCGAAGCGGAGGCGAUGCGCGCCUUUGUCGGCCCCGGCGUCGGCUACCGCCUCCCCUACGGCCGCCACCGCCGCCGCCGCCGCCUCGGCCGCCGCCGCCUCGCCGCAGAAGUAUCUCCGGAUGGAGCCUUCCCCGUUCGGCGACGUCUCCUCCCGCCUCACCACAGAACAAAUUCUGUACAACAUAAAACAGGAGUAUAAGCGUAUGCAGAAGAGAAGACAUUUAGAAGCUAGUUUUCAGCAGACAGACCCGGGUUGUAGUUCUGAUUCACAGCCACAUGCAUUUCUCAUCAGUGGACCAGCGUCACCAGGGACUUCAUCUGCAACAUCCUCACCAUUAAAAAAAGAACAGCCCUUAUUUACUCUAAGGCAGGUUGGGAUGAUCUGUGAACGUUUGUUGAAAGAACGGGAAGAGAAGGUUCGAGAAGAAUAUGAAGAAAUACUGAACACAAAACUUGCAGAACAAUAUGAUGCAUUUGUGAAGUUUACGCAUGAUCAGAUAAUGCGGCGAUAUGGAGAACAGCCUGCUAGUUAUGUUUCAUGAAUCACGCUUUUUGCAUUUGUGGGCUGCCCUGUUCCUUGUUGAGUUGUUGCAGGAGGUCCCAACUAUGACGUGCAACAAUGCCAGUGUCCAUCUGUGAAUACAGGUUAUUUCAAGCUUUCGUCAGUGGCAACCACUCUUAGGCAGCAGCAAUUGGUUUUGGAAAUUUCCGUGAUGUCAAUACCACCUGGAUGUGGACCUUUGCUACUUGUAUUAAUACCAGUGGCUUCGUUUUGCUGUAUCAUUACAAUUUGGCUUCUUUAUAUUAAUGUUUGAAAGGGAUUAAAGUUGGCAUCUAGAACAUGCCCUUCACUGGUUAUGUAAAUAAAGCUGUAGAAUGACACGUCAGAUGAAGUUAGUGUGAUUUUAAUUGUGCACUACAACCAAGCUGUAACCAGUUAUUAAUAAUUUAGAAUGUAAUCCCAGGACAAUUAAGCAGUUAGUCUACAGUACUUCUGUGAAAUAGUGGAGGAGGAGAGGGCAUUUCUGUAUUUCAGGACUUUCAUUGGGGUUUCAGAAUGGGUUUAUAUGAUUUCCUUUAUUAUUAUUUUUUGGUAGUUCUAUUUAUUCUAUCAGUCUUUUUAACAAAUGUUUAUUGCUGCACCCCCCCCUCCCCCAGUGUAUCAUUGUUUUACUGCCCUUGUAGCACUGGAGUUUAGUUGGAAAAAUAAAACAUUUACUUCUA